ACUUCAGCUUGCUGUUUGGAAUCCCGAUUCCCUCAGAACACUCCCAGGAGAGAGCUGCAGCUUGACUCUGAUGCUAUGGGAUGUGUGAACUGCACUUGUCGAAAAAAGGUGGAUAAGAAGAGCUGUGACCCAGACAAUGAGCAAAGUACCGAUGUGACUGUGAGAAGAUCAUCAUAUAAUGGUGCAGGAGCAGACACAGCAUCGACAAACGCUGCAGCGGGAGAAGUCCUGCCAGAAGAAUCUCCGAAGACAAAGGAAGAUCAUGCAGACAAACCACUGCAGACAAAACAAACUCUGCAAAAAGACAAAUCUCCAAAGACAGAGAAAUGUUUGCAAACAGACAAAUCUCAACAGCCAGACAAUUCUCUGGAGAAAGAUGAAUCUCUGCAAUCAAAUGAACUGCCACAAACAGAAGAAUCUCCAAAGACAAUUGAAGAUCAUGUAGACAAACCACUGAAGACAAAACAAACUCUGCAAAAAGACGAAUCUCUGAAGACAGAGGAAGAUCAUGUAGACAAACCACUGCAGACAAAACAAACUCUGCAAAAAGAUGAAUCUCCAAAGACAGAGAAAUGUUUGCAAACAGACAAAUCUCAACAGCCAGACAAAUCUCUAGAGACAGAUGAGCCUCUGCAGACACAAAAAUCUCCAAAGACAGAUAAACAUCAUGUAGACAAACCACUGCAGACAAAACAAACUCUGCAAAAAGAUGAAUCUCUGCAAACAAAUGAACCGCCACAAACAGAAGAAUUUCCAAAGACAGAGGAAGAUCAUGUAGACAAACCACUGCAGAUGAAACUAACUCUGCAAAAAGAUGAAUUUCCAAAGACAGAGAAAUGUUUGCAAACAGACAAAUGUCAACAGCCAGACAAAUCUCUGGAGACAGAUGAGCCUCUGCAGACAGACAAAUCUCCAAAGACAGAGGAAGAUCAUGUAGACAAACCACUGCAGACAAAACAAACUCAGCAAAAAGAUGAAUCUCUGCAAACAAAUGAACUGCCACAAACAGAAGAAUCUCCAAAGACUGAUGAACUUUUACAAACAGAUCAAUCUUCACAGAUGAAAGAAUCUCAGAAGAGAGAUAGACCUCUCCAAAACGAUGAAUCUCUAAAGACAGAGGAAUGUUUACAGACAGACAAAUCUGAACAGCCAAGCAAAUCUCUGGAGACAGAUGAACCUCCACAAACAAAAGGAUCUCCAAAGACAGAUGAACUUCUGCAGAGGAGAGAAGAAUCUCCAAAGACAGGUGAAUCUCCUCUAAUACCAGAAAACAGCCUCCGUGAGCAGUUGACUGAAGCAUUGGACAGUAUAAAGAGAGAGAAUAAAGACCCUGGAGCAGCAGGAGUCAGUUCAGAUGAAGACCUACAGCAGGAAAAGACUAAAAAUUACAAAACAGAGCAUCUAUUUCACAGAAUUAAUCUUGAAAGAAUCAACAAACUUAGAGCUGCAGAUGUUCUUCAGAUAACUGCACGUUCAUUACAAUCCCUUGAGUUUUGUGCUGAAAAGGAGCUGGCUCAGACGUUUAUUCAAAAACUACUGAUGAUGAACUACAGAGUAAGAUACAUUAAUAAGGCCAGUGAACAUGAUAAAACACAACAAAGAGAGACUGACACAUCUGAAGACGUUGGUGAUAUAUUCCAAGCAAUAUCUUUAUCUAAUAAAGGAACAAGCCAAUCUGAGCGAAUCCACCCAAUGGAUGUUCAGAUGGCCGUGUUUCAUUGUGCUGAUGGUUUCCUGAAGCAGCUAAUGGUGACUAAACUAUCCCAGUGUCAGUACGCUCUGCCUCUGCUUAUUCCUGAUCCAUUCACACGACAGAUUGAGUUUCCUCUCUGGACAUUCAGACAAAUCAACAAGAGCUGGAAGAUGAGAAACACCAACAAUGAAGUCAUCAGUCAAAUCCAGCCAAUCUACAAGGCACAAACUCCAAUGGUGUUUUUCUUCAGGUUUGGCUCUGUGUCUUCAUCCAAGUCUCAGCUGAUGAACAGUCUGAUCAAUGACAAACACAACACGUUCUUCCACAGGAACUGCCCAGGCAGCAGCAGAACCAGAGUCCUGAUGGAUGGAGUGGUGGAGAUCGCCUGGUUCUGCCCCUCUGGGAAAAACACAGAUAAAUUCACUGACUGUGUUUCUUUCUGUAAUCUACACGGUGAUGCAGGAGACCAUGAGAAACAGCUGCAGAUCCUCACUGAAAUGGCCUCAGUCAAUGUUGUUCUUCUAACACAAUUGGACAGGAGUGACAGAAGUGCGGCAAAGAUUCAAAACCUGUUCACAAACAAAAAGGCACUCAUUUGUCUUUUUACUGAGGAUGAAUCUACUAUAAUAAAGAUGAGAAAAGGGAAAUUCAAAAUCGGUUUGAAAGACAGAAAUCAGUCAGAUGUAUCAGACGAACUUAGAAGAGCUAUAAAUGAUUGUCUCUCAGAAACAUCUUCUACUUUCAGACUUGAAGACAUUAGACAAGACAUCAGAAUAGAUGAGGAAGAUGAUGAUGACUGCAGAAGAGGAAGAGAAGCAGCACAGCAGAUGAUGAGUUUACUGGAGAAUAAACAUCUGACAGAAAUUAAAGAAUCAUUUAUGCCCCAUCAGGGGAAACUGUGGCAUCAGUGGAGUCAGAAAAACAAAGACCUACAUCGACCUCAAGGAGAUGAGACAGAAAUGGACAUGAGUAGAAAAGAAACAGAAAUGAAAAAAAUUAGACAACAACAGCAUGAAUCUGACAUCAGUGAGUUUAUGAAGCUCUUUAUUAAAGAAAUGAGCUCACAUGCUGCCAACAAGAUGACAUUUUUCCUCAAAUGGCUCAGAAUCCUUCUAGAUGAACAUACAUCAGCUGACCUUUCUGCUCUUCAUCACAAGUAUAAUAACAAAUGGUCAGAAGUUGUAAAACUGAAAGAGAAUCAUGAUGAAUGUGAACAAUUCAAAGCUAAACAAACAGAGCUUGAAAAAAUAUCUAUGGAUCUUCAAGCUGCAGCCUUUGGUUUGGAGCACAUCAUGAGGGAGAUCGGUCAGAUCUAUGAAUCAUGUUCAUCUGUGAAGAAGAACAAGAAAAACCUGCAGAUUCACUUCUCUUCUCUCCCGAAUCUUGCAGCAGAGAUGAUGAUCUCUGGGUUUCCACUGGAGCUGAUGGAUGGAGAUGCUGCUCAUGUUCCUGUGAUCUGGAUCUCUGCUGUUCUAGAUCAACUCAUCCAGAAACUGGGAGACCAGAGAGUCUUUGUGCUGUCAGUUUUAGGGAUUCAGAGCUCUGGGAAAUCCACCAUGCUGAAUGCCAUGUUUGGACUCCAGUUUGCCGUCAGUGCUGGCAGGUGCACCAGAGGAGCUUUCAUGCAGCUGGUCAAAGUGUCAGACGAGAUGAAAACACAGAUGAACUUUGACUAUAUUCUGGUUGUUGAUACUGAGGGUCUUCGUGCUCUAGAACUGGCUGGAAGAUCAACAAGACAUCAUGACAAUGAAUUGGCCACAUUUGUUGUAGGUCUUGGAAAUCUGACCUUGAUUAACAUAUUUGGAGAAAACCCAUCUGAGAUGCAGGACAUUCUUCAGAUUGUUGUUCAGGCCUUCAUGAGGAUGAACGAGGUCAGACUGAAUCCCAGCUGUGUGUUUGUGCAUCAGAACGUUUCAGACAUCACAGCUGGAGAGAAAAACAUGGAGGGAAGGAGACGACUUCAGAAGACACUGGAUGAGAUGACAAAACUCGCUGCUAAAGAUGAAGUCUGUGAUGCCCAAUGUUUCAGUGAUGUCAUUUCAUUUGAUAUACAGAAAGAUGUGAAGUAUUUUGCUCAGCUCUGGGAGGGCAGCCCACCAAUGGCACCACCAAACCCAAACUACUGUGAGAACAUUCAAGAACUGAAGGAAUCUCUUCUUUCAAAUGCUGCAAAAUCACAUGGAAUGAUGCUGAAACACCUACAAGAUCGUAUUAAAGAUCUCUGGGAGGCUUUACUGAAUGAACGAUUCGUCUUCAGCUUCAGAAAUUCUCUGGAGAUUUCAACCUACAGGAAACUGGAGACCGAAUACAGCAAGUGGUCCUGGACUCUUCGCCGUGCCAUGAUGGAAACUGAGAACAAAAUGCACAAUCAAAUAGAAAAUGAAGCAAUUCAUGAGGUUGAGGAAACUCAGAUUCAAAGAGAACUGAAGAAGACAAGUGAAGAAGUCAAAAAAUCAAUGUGUGAAUUUUUUGAGAAAGACAAAGAUAAAGAUAUACUGAUUCAGUGGAAAAUGUCAUUUGAGAUCAGAAUCAAAGAGCUUCAGGAAAACAUUACAAGAGAAACUAAGAGGAAAUUAAAUGAGCUCCUUCAGCAGCGAGACCUGAAGAAAAAAAUUGAUGCUCAGAGAACAAAUCAUGAAAACACUCUCUUAGAAAAGAGCAAAGAACUUGCUUUAAAACUUAAAGACAAAGCAAAUGAUGAAGAAACACUGAAGAAAGAGUUUGAUUCAUUUUGGGAACAGAGUGUGAAGAAAAUCAUUACAGACACUCCUGCAAUCAAACACAUUGACAUAUUGAGAGAUGUGAAACUCCUGCUCAGUGAUGUCUAUGAAAGCACUCCUGUAAAUCACUGGAAGGAGAGCAAGGAUAUUUUCUCUGUGUCAAGUUAUUCUGAUUAUGUACAGUUAAGGAAAUCCAGUGGACUUGGAAGACAUGUUACAAAUAUGUACAUAUCUGCUAAAGAGAAGUUGGGUUAUGUUCUAUCUCAAGAGGAUGAAACCCAAAUACGAUCAUUAGUAACAGAUAUUUUUCAGAAGACAGACAAAAUGAUUAAGUCAUUUAACAUUUCAAAGAUGGGAUACAAUAUCAGCUACAUUCAACAACUCACAGGUUACAUUAAGGCAAGAAUAACACAACAUGAGGAAGGACCAGUGAACUAUGUAUUUAAGAACGAAUUCUUCAUGGAUUUGUUUCUUUCCAUCUGUAAAAAAAUUAACAAGACUAUCACUGACCAACACAGACUGUUCAGAGAUGCAAAUGAUCCUGUAAUAUAUGUUGAGAAGAAGAGAGAUGAGUACUAUAGUAUUUUCAGGAAAUACUGUCAUGGAGCAACAUCAGCUGCCAUUUUUGGUGAGAUCAUCUGUCAGAAACUCAAAGAGCCCAUUGAGCAGAGUGUCUACAAGAAGACUGCCAGAGAUUUAGCAGGUGAAAUUAGAGCAAAUUUUCCAUCGGUGAGUGGAAACAGAUCUAAUCUGGAAAAACACAUCUUGAAGACACUGGCAGAAGAGGAGGAUUUUGACAAAUACAUGAACUACAUUAAUAAUCCCAGAGAUCACUUCAAGAGUUUCAUCAGAGAUGAAGUCAGAGAGUACACUGAUAAGUUCAGUGUCAGUGUUUUACCCAAGAUGAAGGAGAACAUUGAACUCCUGCAGCAGAGGAUUGUGAAAGCAGCACAUGAAUCUACUGAACAUGUUCAAGUGAACAGUGGAGAUGUUGGUUUGUGGUUGAAGAGUUUCACACAGCAGCUCUCAGAUGAGCUGAUCUUCUCUGAAAAAGACCUCAGUGGAGUCAAACAUGAUGAUGUUGAUGAUUUCAGCCUCCUAAAAGAUGUGAUUAGAAAAGAACUUCCUGCCAUAAUUUCUGAGAUCAGCAAUAAAUUCAACACAAAAACAUUUGAUGAAAAACUGGAUGUCAAGUUCAGACCAGAUGAGCUUCUGAUUGAUCACUUGUGUCAGUGCUGUUGGGUUCAGUGUCCAUUCUGUACAGCUAUCUGCACCAACACCAUAGAAAACCAUGAUGGAGAUCACAGUGUUCCCUUCCACAGAGUCAAUGGAAUUAAUGGAUGGCAUUACAAUCUAACAAGCAAUCUCUGUGCAGAUAUUUGCACACAUUUAGUAGCAAGUGGUAGAAACUUUCUUAUAUUUGAUGGAGUGUUUCCAUACAAAGAAUACAGAAGAGCAAAAGGAGCUUAUGCAGACUGGAGCAUCACCCCUGACCAAUCCGAGAUGCCAUACUGGAAGUGGUUUGUGUGCAGAUUCAAGGAAGAUCUGGAAAAUCACUACAAGGGAAAAUUUGAAGGAAGAGGUAAAAUUCCAAAUGAAUGGAAAAUGCUCAAAAAACAGGAUGCUAUUGAUAGUUUGGAUCAAUACAUUUAAAAAUACA
Molecule: messenger RNA, 6073 nt
Organism: Labeo rohita (rohu)
Lineage: Eukaryota; Metazoa; Chordata; Actinopteri; Cypriniformes; Cyprinidae
Product: interferon-induced very large GTPase 1
Exons: 7
Coding region: 76-6066 (1996 amino acids)
Molecular function (GO): GTP binding
Source: RefSeq, a predicted model, not a curated record